This is a messenger RNA of Suillus subalutaceus, 1444 nucleotides long. RefSeq lists its product as uncharacterized. The record is from RefSeq and is a predicted model, not a curated record. The coding region runs from base 339 to 1304 and encodes 321 amino acids. The transcript has 16 exons. Lineage: Eukaryota; Fungi; Basidiomycota; Agaricomycetes; Boletales; Suillaceae.
GGCACAACUCUGCCAUUCUGCGGCCACGUGGCAGGGCAGAACUGGCACUGCCAGGCAGCUCCACUGACAGAACUCAGUAUACAGCACCAUGUGGUCUGAGAUCGCGUGAUUCUGCCAUCUGCCAUACUGGCAUUGUCAUUGUCACUAUGCAACCCUGCCACAAGCGGUCAAAUAAAGAACGAUAUCAUCUUGUGUCCAUAUGAUUGAUUGGACUUGGCCGAGUGCUCCUAUUGGUCUUUUGCAGCGUUCGAACGUUCCGUGCGAGUCAUUGUUUUGUGGUUUCAUCAACAACUUCCACUUCGGCAAUAUCAUAUCGUAUAAGCGCUAGAUGGUGGUAUAUGAUCCAGCACGAAUACGAUCGUUUCUCAGAUGAUCCCAGUUGGUGGCCCACCAUCAAUGUGAAUCUUAUUUUUGGCUAUUUCGCAGUUGUUGGCUGUGUUGGGAUAAUAUAUGAUUGGGCACUUACGUUCGGACAAGAGGUUGAACUGAUCUGGAGGCAACGCUGGUCCCUGAUGACCUUCCUCUUUCUUAGUGUGCGCUAUGUUGGAAUAGGAUAUGCUCUGAUCAACAUGUUGGUCACUCUGCCCACAAUUUCAAUGACAGAUGCAGUGAGUAUCAUCAUAGUUGACACACUUGAUUGGACGAGGGAGGUUGUAGAUGCAAUACUGGGUGUCAUCGUAAUUGCUCGGUUACAUGCCAUGUAUCAGCGAUCUCGAAAGGUGCUGAUAUGUCUCGUUGUCAUCUUUGUGGCCAUCAGAAUCACCAACACAGUGAUCCUCGCAAUGGCGAUGAUGCAGAUUUCAGGGGAGGAACUCGUUCUCUCCGGUACCUAUCAGUGCCAGUUUAACUAUGCGGGUGAUUUCCUACUUCUGGAUUCUAUGAUUUGGAUACUUGCCACCGUAUGGGAGGUCCUUGCACUGUGUCUCGCGGUCUGGAUUGCUAUAAAGCACUUCCGUGAACUACGACAAUACUCAACAAGUGGUAUCAUUGGGGACUGCUUCACAGUAUUAAUGAAAACUCACAUGAGUUACUUUGUGAGCUUCGUUGCAGUUUCUUGUUUCGAAAUCAGUUAUUUGUCUCCAACGCUCUCCGCGGACGCAGACCUCUUGGAAUCCCAAAUUUACUCUGGUUUCACUCAAUUCUUCGUAUUUCGAAUCGUGCAGAUGUUCGUGCUGGGACCGCGCCUCAUCCUCAGUAUUCGAGAAUAUCACGCCAAGCUCGUGGCAACCUCUGAUUCAGCAACCACUAUGGGUUCGAUUGCUUUUCAGGAGCGUGUCCAUGUGUCAACCAGCAGUGGCGUGUAGCGCGGGAGAUGCUUGACAUGAUUGAUUUGCGAUGGGCGGGUAGUGUGCAGGGAGCCGGAGAAUUUCUUUUUAUCUAUUCCAGGUUUUGUUGUACUUAUUGUGGCUAAUUUUUCGAAGAAGUCUUGUGCUUCUUAAACAUC